This is a messenger RNA of Babesia bigemina, 177 nucleotides long. RefSeq lists its product as hypothetical. The record is from RefSeq and is a predicted model, not a curated record. The transcript has a single exon. Bases 1 to 177 code for a protein of 58 amino acids. Lineage: Eukaryota; Apicomplexa; Aconoidasida; Piroplasmida; Babesiidae.
AUGCUAGGGAAUAAAAACAUAACCAAGCCUUUGCGAUCGCUGGGCAAGUCUGAUAGAAUCGAGCGAAGCGUAGUCUCACCUCCAUCAUCCGUUAGCAGCCUCGAAUCUAAUACGUCACUUGGAAGCGUUCUACCAAUCAUUUUAUUGCCGCUCUCUGGUCGCUGUGGAGUGAGGUGA